ACAGUAGCUUAUGACGUACUUUUUUAAACAGACGUUGAGUAUCGUGAAUUCGUCAUUCACCGAUCACUGUUAAAGACAGUUUAAUGAAUUGAAAUAUUAUGCCAAGAGGUGUUAUGAUACGUGCCAUGCAUCAGUUUAAUGAGUUCAAUGACACUUAUAUCGAUAACAAAUACGAUAUAUCUGACGAGCAAUAUUUUUAUGGCUCUAAUAAACGCAAAAGGAAGACUGCUGCACCUCAGAAACGGGAAUCAGCAGAAGAAGAAUCAAGAGAAGAUGUCAAAAUGAUAUUUAAAAAUUCGCCAUUUGGCCCUAUAAAUUUGGUUACAAAAGAAAAUAAUGUUAUUCCUUCCUCUUUAAAUGGUACAGAACGCUCAAGUGAAAUAUUUGGUGAUGGCAAUAUAACCACAUCUCCGGAACACGUUAGACUUUAUGCUGCAAUGUUAAAUUAUUUUCUUUUGAAGUAUAAAGCGUCGAAUGAUUUUAAAAGUGGAUCGUUUCCUACGUGUCCAUCAUUAGCGGAAGUCAAUCACGGGUUGGAUAAAACAUCAGGCAGUUCUCUUUCCAACAAUCUGUCAAACUUAUUUUAUUCCACACAUGUGAAUAGUUCUACAAAUCCUGUAACAGUUACUUCGAACAAGCAAAGCCCUUCCAAUGGAUCAUAUAAUGAUGAGCUCUACUACUCAAAUUCUAAAGAAAUUGAUAAACUUUACAAGCACAUUUCUACAAAAUACGAAGCGUACUUAGAUUGGCGGCAGAAUGUUAUAAAUUCUAUCAGUACUUGCAUAACUAAUAUACCUGUUCCAAAAUCUAAUUGUCCAAAUUAUGAAGCCAUGUCUGUUUGUUAUAAAUCGUUAAUAGACAGAGCUUACGCUUUACAACAAUCUGUGGAAUUAUAUUUUGGAAUGAUCCAAAAUUCUCUCUCUUAUAACUCACUUCCACACCAACAUUUAGAUGGUGUCAGUGUAAAUUCUCCAGUUCACAAUCCCACUUGGAGUGGACAGACGAAUAAUAUCACUAACUUUCCCGUUCAACCACCGUACACCUCAAGCUCAUAUUCUUCAGUAAAUUUGUCGGCUGUUCUUACUGAUAUUUUUCAGUCUAAUAACACCGUUGUCGGUAAUCAAGAGUUGAUUAAUGAGUACAAGAGAGUUUCCGGUGUGGGAUUUGAACAGUCUAAUCAGCUUCCUGGUACUUAUGUAUCCGAAAGUCAAGCUCAAAGCAGUUUACAGUUACCAGUGGACUUGACAAACUCAGAAAAAAAUAAAACCUCUGAUCCCUUUGUUUUAACUUUGCAAUCACAUGUUGAAGCAAAAACACACAACUCAGAUAAGUCAACUAAAGAAAACCACGACUAUGCCGCAAACGAAGAACCCGAUAGGUGUGAUCUAGCACAAAAAUCUGAACAUAGUCGAAUUCCAACUCUGAAGGGAGAUGGGGAAUAUGCAUUCUCAAAUACUACUGAACACAACAUAGUUUCUAGCGUUGAAGUUCGAAAUGGUUUUGUUUCUCAAAAUCUAAAGCACGCUGCCAGCAAUAUGCUAUGUAGCUCAAUUAUUAAUUGCUCUCCAAGAUCUAAUAUAAAUAUAAGAAAAAAAGUUUAUUUUAAGUCAAAGCGUGUAAAAAAAUCAUUUACAUCAAAUUCGGUGCAGAACAACAACAACAUCUGUCCGGAAAACUCCUCUCCUAAGAAAUCCAAUUUCAGAGGGACUAGCGAGGAGGAAAAUAAAGUAGCUCCCAAUUUCAAACCAAUUGAAGUGAAUAGUCAAAUAUUACUAUCAGAAGCUCAUCCAAAUGUGAAAUUAUCCAAAGAUAUAUUUUAUAGUUUAAUUGUAAAAUCAUCUGGAAGUGCUACACGAUUAAUCAGAUUACUGAUGAAAAGUUUUUUUACACAAGAUGAAUUGGCUGCUUCAUCAUUAUCUGGCGAAGGUAUUUAUAAACAGCGCCUUGAACCAAGUGUUACGGAAGCAAUUAAAAUAUUUAUACGUCAAAGACAUCCACAAUUAAAAACUGGAUCAAUUAAUUUAUGUAUGACAGACGUAUGUGUUCAAGCUAGAAGAGUUGCUAAUAAUCAAAGAAGUCGACAACAUCCUUUAAGAAAUUCACCAAUUAUGCAAGAAUCUUUAAAAUCACAUAGAAAUUGUACAAAUGACCAAGAAGAAUGUGAUAAUCUAUUAGGACUUAAAAGUCGAACAAAUAAUUCAAUUCGUUUAAGUUCAACUGGGAAAAUGCAAAAACAUAAUCAUGAUAUUGCAACAACAACAACAGCUACUACUACACCUACAACAAAUUCUAUAACAAAUGAAUGUGAUUCUAAUUAUUGUAUAGAAAUUUCAAAAUCUGAAAUUAAUGAUACACAUUUUUCAGAAUCAGAAAAUGAUGAACCUAUUUUACAAAUAGUUGAUGAACGAAAUGAAAUCGCUUCAGAUAAUGUUGGUACACCAGCAUCAUGUUCAGUUAAUUCUUUUAUGUCAGAUCAAAAAUAAAAAUCGAAUAUCAAGUUUAAAAAAAAAGAAAAUAAUGAUAAAAAACCAAGAACCAAAAUUAACUGAUAAACUAUUUAUAAUCUAUUGCAGGCUGUGCAUGUUUCUCACCAUCUAUAUACUUCAUUGAAUCCUCUUCCUAAUUUUGUUAAUUUAAUGCAUACAUAAUUGUGAAUAUACAAUGUGUUUUCUUUUUCUUUUGUUUGUUACCGUUUUUAUCAAAAAUAAUAAUUGAUAGUAAUAGAAAUAAAACUGAAGUCAAAUUUAUAUUUGAUUCAACUUAAGUAAUCAUGUCAAAUUGUCUUUUUCUUUCUCUCUCUCGCUCUCUAUGUUUAACCAAAACUAAUAAAAAUUUGUGUGUGAUAUAAGUCAUUAGGUUCUAUUAGCUUAGUUUACAGUAUAUUUAUAUUGAAUUUCUUUGACAUUAUUGCAGCAUGACAUGUUUAGUUCUAUAUCUUUGUCUUUCUUAUAUUUUUCGGAUAAUCUUCAAUUAAUCUUAUUGGCUUUUAUUAUCGUUUUAUUUUUUCUUGAUUUUAGCACUACUACUAUUACUACUGCUAUUAUUGUCUUUGUAUUUCAGUCAAUUUAUUUAUUGAGCGUUAUUUUGUUUUUUUUUUUAAAGUAAGGCAGCUUCGGUUAGGAAGUAUAUUUUAUGCUGUGUUUUUUUGAAAAAAACAACAACUUUCUGUUGAUACUCUUACUUGCCACCUCUUUAAUUUGUUCUUCUCUUUAAUCAAAUGUAAAAGGUUGCCUUUUAUUUUUCAAUCCCUUUUAAUAAGAAAUCUUUUCUCUAUCUUGAAUAAAACUGAAGUCAUACAGAAAAGUAUAAUAAGAAACCGUUUUAAAGAAUAGUAUAUAACUAUCUAUAUUACUUAGUUUGAAUUGAUUCUGUUGAACUAAACACUUUUUUUAAAGAAAAAUAUAUCAGUGAGUAUACUUUGAAAGUAUUGAGAACGUUUAAAAGAGAAAUCGCACAUUAACUAUGAUUGAUAGUGCUUCCGGAAUGUUAACUUAUUUCAAUAUCCUAACAAAGUUUUAUUGAUGUAUUUGACUUAUUAAAACUUUCAAUAACACCUUUAGUUUAUUCUAUAUGGCUUAUUUCUAAAAUAAAUAAUAUUAUUACUUAUAAUAAUAGGCCAUAUAUGUAACAUUAAUGGAAAGAUUAUUGGGUUAUGUAAUGAACUUAUAUUAAUAUAAGACUAUUUCAUAAUAAUUUAUUCUCUAACUGUGACAUCUAAAAAUUCUUAGUAUUCUAUCUUGUUUUUACUUUUAAAAUGCAUUACCAUUCCAAAUGUAGUUGAUUGUUUGUCUGUUUUCUUUUUCUUUCUUUCAAUAAACGAAGCUAUUCCAUCUCAAUGUAAUUUUGUGAAUAUAUAAGUAUACAUGCAUUAGUUUCAUUUGACUGUGUUCAUUGUCUUUAUGAAUAAUUUAAUUAUGCUAACUGUGAUGAAUAAUUGUUGCUGUAUUUUAUUUUAGUUUCAAUUUCAAUCUUUUACAUUUUUAUUUUAUUAUCAAUCAAAUUUAUGAAUGAUUAAAUAAGAAAGCAUUAAGUAUUAUAAAUGAUUUAUUCAUUGAAUCAAUUAUCGUUAUUCUUAUUUACUUUCUUUUUGGUAAAAAGAAAAUGAAAAGAAAAACCAAAGAAAAAUACAAUGUAAUAUUCCAAUAAACACUUUUUUUUCUAUUUCUAUGAAUAUUGUGAUAUAUGCAUAUAUAUGUGACAUUUUCUCACCUUGUAAUGUACAUCUUUUUUUCUUUAAUGUACCUUUCUUCCCUUUUUGUUUUAAAAUUAUUUAUUAAAUAUUAUCAUUGAAAGGGAAAGUACAAAAUUGUCGAUCAGAAUAAUACAUCAAUAUUCUUUAUAUUAACUAAAAGUAAAAUGGUUUAAAUUUGAUCACACAAAAAAAUUUACAGUACUGCAUCACUCUGGAUUUUGUUGUCAAGAAUAAAUGGAAAACAAAAUCCCACAGAAAUUAAGCAAUAAUAAUAACAAUAGUAAUAAUAAUAGUAAUAAACAUUAUCAUAAUUACUAUUUUCAUUAUCAGCAGCAUAAACAUCACAAUAUAGAAUUCAAUAUUGAAUAUUAAUAAAUUAUAAUUAUUAAUAAUGAAUAGUACAAUUAUUCUGGAGAUUUACCAUUUACUAUCAAUUUUAACCUGUAACAAAUAAAUAAAUAUGACCAAUCAAUCACAAUUAUCCUUCAUCUCUCACUCUCUCACUCUCUCCCUCUCUCCCUCCCCUUCUAUUCGACACAAUCAUUUUUCAUUACUAACGCAGAAUUUUAAUAAGAAAUAAUAAAGGAAAAAAAAAGAAAAUUAAGGAGAUAAUUAGUUUUUAGUUGUGAUAUAUAUAUAUAUAUAUAUAUGCAUAUUUGUAUAGGAUUA
Molecule: messenger RNA, 4861 nt
Organism: Schistosoma spindalis
Lineage: Eukaryota; Metazoa; Platyhelminthes; Trematoda; Strigeidida; Schistosomatidae
Source: the annotation of a GenBank genome assembly